CAUAGCGUAGUGAGAGUUAUUUCAUACAUUCUGACCAUCUCAUUUUGUCUCUCCCUAGAGAUGGAAAUCGUCAGCGCAGUCAUCAGCAUUGUUUCUUGCUUGUGGGGUCCCACCAACCUACGCAAAUGUUACACCAUCAACCUCCAAGAAAAUGUCGACUUGCUGAAGGAAGCCAUGGACGACUUGAAAUCCAUAAGGAACGACGUGAAGUCAAAGGUCGAUGCUGCCGAACAGAAGCUGCUCAAAUGCACGGAUCAAGUGCAACGGUGGCUACAAAAAGUAGAAACGACCGAAAGACAAGUGAAUGGGACGGAAGUAGAAUUUCGGCAGAUGGCGAGGUGUUUUGGGAAUUGCCGUCCAAAUGGUUGGUCGGGCUACAAGCUUGGGAAGAAGGUGGCGAAGAUGCUGAAAGAUGUAGCUGUGUUGAAAAUUAAAGGCGAGUCCUUCAGUGAAGUGGCAUACAAGCCGCUUCCCGAUGCCAUUGAAGAGAUGGCAAGCACAUCAGCUCUAGGCGUGGACUUGAUGUUCCAGAAGGUUCUAAGUUGGCUUAGUGAAGAUGAAGUGGGAAUUAUUGGAAUAUUUGGAAUGGGGGGAAUCGUUAAGACGACUCUCUUGAAAAAGAUAAACAAUGAAUUCCUUGAAAUAACCAAUGAAUUUGAUUUCGUCAUUUGGGUGGUGGUGUCUAAAGAAUUAAAUGUGGAAAAGAUUCAGAAGGAUAUUGGUAAACGGUUGGGCUUGUCUUGGCCAGAGAAUGAAAGCAAUUACCAGACACGGGCUCAUGACAUUCGCAAGGUCUUGAGCAGGAAGAAAUUCAUGCUACUGUUGGAUGAUAUAUGGGAAAAGUUGGAUCUUGAUAUGGUAGGAAUUCCUCAUCCAAGCAAACGAAAAAACAUGAGUAAGAUCAUCUUCACCACACGAUCUGAGGACAUCUGUUGCCGCAUGUCUGCCAACAAGAAGGUCAGAGUAGAAUGCCUCAUGGAACAAGAAGCAUGGGAUUUAUUCCUUUGGAAUGUUGGUGAAGAAGCCAUGAAUUCUCAUCCGGAGAAACCGAUCCUAGCCAAGCAUAUUGCUAAAGAGUGCAAAGGUCUGCCUCUCGCGCUCAUCACCAUUGGACGGGCCAUGGCGUGCAAGAAGACACCAUUGGAGUGGAAGCAUGCAAUAUCAGUUCUGAGCAUGAGCAAGCCACCAUCAGAGAUAUCAGGUAUGGAUGAUGAUGAUGAUGAUAUGAUUUUGCAUUUGAAGUUCAGCUAUGAUAAUCUUGGUGGAGAACAAAUCAAAUCGUGUUUCCUUUUCUGUUCACUGUUUCCGGAGGACUACUCCAUUGGUGAAGAAGAACUUAUAGAUUACUGGAUAGGUGAAGGAUUUUUAGAUGGGUGGGAUGAUGAUCUUGAUGAAGUUCGUAACAGGGGACAUAAUGUCAUUGGAAUAUUAAAGGUUGCAUGCUUGUUGGAGAGUGGUUCUUAUGGAAUAAAAACAGUGAAGUUGCAUGACGUGAUACGUGAUAUGGCAAUAUGGAUAGCUUCCGAGGGCGGGAAGAAGAAGAGGCAUUUAGUAAAAGUGGGAGAUGGACUGAGACAUGCACCGGAGGUUUAAAAG
Magnolia sinica is the source of this 1596-nucleotide messenger RNA. Its product is annotated as disease resistance protein RPS5-like. The transcript has a single exon. Lineage: Eukaryota; Viridiplantae; Streptophyta; Magnoliopsida; Magnoliales; Magnoliaceae. Gene Ontology annotation, molecular function: ADP binding. Bases 61 to 1593 code for a protein of 510 amino acids. The record is from RefSeq and is a predicted model, not a curated record.